GCUUUUAUAAAACAAUUUUUAGAACUUUCUCGUGCUUGAUAGCUGAUACUUUACAGCUCUGAUUCAUGCUGAUAUUGUUCUGCAAUGGUGCAGUCCUGAAGUUAUUAUCGGAAAUCUUCUUUUAAUUUUCAGCAAGUUUAUUAGGUCUUUUCCUAUUAGAAAGAAAUUCUGGGAGUUUUGAGUAAGCAACCAAGGCACUAUUUUUGAAUAAGAUUUCUUGUGUAAAUCAUUAUAAAAAUGCCCUUCUAUUAUGUCGAAACCUUGGGUAGGUGAACAGAUUCAUGAUGGUGCUCAUCUAGAGUAAAUAUGCUAUGUCAAAAGCUGAUUUCAAUAAAUUUUAUUGUUCCAAGAUUGGAAUAGAAUUUGGCUUGGUCUUGUCACCCACAACUUGGAGAGUUCCUACUCUAUUUAUUAGCUCUCCUUCCAAGAGUGUAGGUGUUCUUGGGAUAAAUAGGCUGGGUAUAUAAUUUUUGUGUGAAAAUAUGUAAUCGUGUUCUAGACCCUCACUGUUCUAUAGCAGUCGAGGUAUUAGAUAGAACAGCUGAUUGGUGACACUUUUAGACUACUUGAUGUUUAGUCAGAGUUGUUAAUAGUACUAUCGCUUUCAAAUACUUCUCUCUUCAUAAAAUAUUUUAAUCUCCCUCAUUCCUUCCCACAAAAUCUCCAUUUUCCUUAUUUUCUUCCUUACACGACCCCAAUCCUAGCUGGGGACUCGUGUUUUACUUAAGAAAAUUAAAAACGAGCAAUUUCAAUGGAGAAGAGUCUGACUGGUUUUAAAGCCAUUUUGAAAUUUGGGUGAAACAGAGUUUAUUCAAUAGUUGAGCUUUA
Moneuplotes crassus is the source of this 828-nucleotide messenger RNA. The record is from the annotation of a GenBank genome assembly. NCBI's taxonomy places the organism in Eukaryota, Ciliophora, Spirotrichea, Euplotida, Euplotidae.